AUGAGCGAAGUCACAAUCGGAGUUCUUGCGCUGCAAGGCGCUUUCAGCGAACACAUUCAGCUACUACAACAAGCCGCCAACUACAUCGACUCGGAAGCCAAUGCGACAGCGCGAAAGUGGCAAUUCAUCGAGGUCCGAACAGUCGAACAACUCCAAUCAUGCGCCGCUCUCGUCCUCCCCGGAGGUGAAAGCACUACAAUCUCCCUCGUCGCUGCCCGAUCCGGCAUGCUGGAACCCCUACGCGAAUUCGUCAAAGUGACAAGAAAGCCUACCUGGGGCACGUGUGCAGGUCUCAUCCUCCUCGCCGAGUCUGCCAACCGCACCAAACAGACGGGACAAGAGUUGAUCGGAGGGUUGGAUGUUCGCGUCAACCGCAACCACUUCGGACGUCAAGUCGAGAGUUUCGAAGCGGCAUUGGACCUACCCUUCCUGGUUGAGGCAGGUGGUGAGGACUUUGCUACCAGCAACAAGCCAUUCCGCAGCGUCUUCAUCCGAGCCCCUGUUGUUGAGAAGAUCCUAGAGGCACAAACAGGAGUGCAAGAGGCAGAGGCAAGGUUGGACGACACAGUGGUUGCGCCAUCAAAGGCAGCGUCAAGCGGACAGGCACUCGGCAAGGUCGAAGUCAUGGCAAGAUUGCCGGGUAGAGCAAAGGCGCUGAACGACAAGAAGACAACAGCAAGAGAGGUAGGAGAGGAGGGAGACAUCGUGGCCGUCAGACAGGGCAAUGUGUUUGGCACCAGUUUCCACCCCGAGCUGACUGGAGAUGCAAGAAUUCACGUGUGGUGGAUCAAGGAGGUACUAAAGGCACUGCAUGGAAGAACCCUCGUCGAGAUCGGUACGAAUAAUACGCUCAUCCAGCUUGGUGCCGCCAAUGUACUUCAGGCAGUCGAGAGCAUCCUGGUGGGUGUAGUACUCGACGAAGCAGAAACCGCAGGGGGUCUUUUGGAAACGGUCGAGACCCAUAAUCAGACGCUUGAUCUCGCCGCACUUUGAGAAGAGCUCGUGAAUCUGUUCCUCGGUGGUGUAGAAAGAAAGGUUGCCGACGUAGAGAGUGGUUGCGUCCUUGAGCUUGUCCUCGGGCUCGGGCGUCUUUUCCUGGGGAGUGUCAUCG
Aureobasidium pullulans EXF-150 is the source of this 1111-nucleotide messenger RNA. Its product is annotated as SNO-domain-containing protein. The transcript is spliced from 3 exons. Gene Ontology annotation, molecular function: glutaminase activity. Bases 1 to 993 code for a protein of 330 amino acids. The record is from RefSeq and is a predicted model, not a curated record. Lineage: Eukaryota; Fungi; Ascomycota; Dothideomycetes; Dothideales; Saccotheciaceae. Gene Ontology annotation, cellular component: glutaminase complex; cytosol. Gene Ontology annotation, biological process: pyridoxal 5'-phosphate biosynthetic process; pyridoxine metabolic process.